AUGCGUCCGGCAGAGGUGGAUAUUGAAACGAAGCUACCUGCGAGCCAUGCUAAAAUUGCGUCAAAUUCACGCUUCGAAGUUGGAGACUCAGUCGUUCUUUCCAACAAACGCCAGGUUUUUCAGAAGGGGUUCCGUGGAUUAUGGGGAACUGAACUGUUUGUCAUCAAGCAGAUUGACAUGAGAAGCCCUGUCACGUAUCGUGUGACUGACUUGAACGGAGAGCUGAUUGAAGGGCGAUUCUACGAACAGGAGCUUCAGCGUGCUGAGAAUCCCGACGGAGUCUACAAAGUGGAGCGCAUACUCAAGGAGCGCCGACGAAAAGGGAAGAUUGAGUACUUUGUAAAGUGGCUGGAUUAUGGUGACGAAUUCAACUCGUGGGUUAGCGCCGAGGACGUAAUCGACUUAAGAACUCCGCCUUCC
Mesorhabditis spiculigera is the source of this 420-nucleotide messenger RNA. Lineage: Eukaryota; Metazoa; Nematoda; Chromadorea; Rhabditida; Rhabditidae. The record is from the annotation of a GenBank genome assembly.